Messenger RNA from Plectropomus leopardus (leopard coralgrouper), 1651 nucleotides. Its product is annotated as B- and T-lymphocyte attenuator-like. NCBI's taxonomy places the organism in Eukaryota, Metazoa, Chordata, Actinopteri, Perciformes, Serranidae. Gene Ontology annotation, biological process: immune response-regulating cell surface receptor signaling pathway. The record is from RefSeq and is a predicted model, not a curated record. Gene Ontology annotation, molecular function: signaling receptor activity. Gene Ontology annotation, cellular component: plasma membrane.
GUGAACCACAGACGCUGCCAAAAAGUGAUGAAGGUGCAUAGACUGAAACAAGCCUCGGAAAUGAGAAGAGACUGAAAGAGGAAGGCUGGAGUAAAGCAUGAGAUCUUUACUUGAGUUGCAUCGGAGCACCUGACACUGUGGGAACCCCCUGAUUUGAGAUGUUUCACUGCACUGAAUCUGAUUUAGAGAACCAAGACCACCAACCGACCUUCUCUCCCCUCCAGUGUACUCGACGCCUUAAAGGGGAAGGUAGGUAGGAAGCAAAAAGUCGAAAGAGGAAGCAGCAUGUAGCAAAGAAGCUCCAACCUCAACUUCUGUUUUUAUUAAUAAUGAUGUGCUCGGAGGAACAUUUCAUACUCCGAUCGGCUGCAACCGGAAGAUGAUGAGAGGUUUUCGGAGACUGUCCAUUAUGAAGUCUAACCACGGCUGGACGUUCCUGCAUGUGUCCAUCUUGGCAGGGCUGCUUCUCACCUUAAACGCUGACAGUAAUGAUGCAGACUGUUACGUUGAUCUUAGAGUGCCCCAAAAUACUGUUUAUGAAGCUUACCGAGGAGAAGACCUCAGGAUUAACUGCACAGUUGGUUUCUGCGAUGGUUCACCACCAAUAGUCACCUGGUACAAACGUGAGAAAACUGAUGUCGCUAUCGAUGUCAACAGUAGCAGUCACUUUAAAACCGAGUGGGAACUUUUAGAAAAAUUGGAGGGGAUAUCAUUUCUGAUCUUCCAAAAAAUACUCAGAAAUGAUUCGGGGCAAUAUCAGUGUGGAAGCGGAGGCACUGUGAGUCAUAACAUCAACGUCUCUGUCUCUGAUCUCUGCUCUGCUUGCUCUAAAGAUGAUGGACGGCCUAAAAAUGACACACAGAAGAAUAGCACAGAUACUAUCACUUUGGUCCAUGAACCGACAUCAAGUCUACAGAUGUACUUCUACUUUGCUGCUGGGAUUGUGGCUUUCGUCAUCAUAGUGAUAAUUAUAUCCAUCGUAUCAAUGCAAGGGUGUAAAGGGAAAUCAAAGAAAAAAGGGCAGACUGAAAAUCAGUAUGUGGCAGUCCCCAUGGGGCCCUUCCCACAUGUAAGCCCCCAGCCUUCGCCAAGAGGAAGCCCCUCUGUGCCGCCACCUCGGAGAUCCACCCGCAGAAAGCCCCCGCCCUCACAACCCAAUGAACUGCCAUUACCAAGAGACAAUGAGCAUGUUUACGGCAUAAAAGAGAACAGAGAGAGACAGACGACAACAGUGGACGACGAGGGGUGUUCACUUGUGUACGCGGCACUCAACCAUCAGGUUCCAGCGAGGCCUGUUGCCCGGCCACGGAGGCCGAAGGAGGAGGAGGCUUCAGAGUACGCGGCUAUCCGUGUUAAAGACCUAUCAACCACAAGUCAACAACUCAAUCACUUCAAAGCGGACGACAGCUCACAUUAAGUGGAGUAAUGUGUCCUUGAUGUUGGAGGAGGGAGAUUUACCCUCUGAAAUCUGGAUUAACAUCACCUUUCACAUGUAUUUAAACCUUUGAACCAAAAGCACAUUGGUUUGAUUUCUCUCAGAAACAUAGGCAUGAAAGGCAAUGAGCAACUGGGCAAGAUGUGUCAAAUUGCAAGAUUUAGAAGAUUUAGAUUUAAAAAAUUUAAAAAAAAGAAAGAAAAAAGAUGGCAAUUC